Messenger RNA from Plodia interpunctella (Indianmeal moth), 16818 nucleotides. RefSeq names its product Ryanodine receptor (gene RyR). The record is from RefSeq and is a predicted model, not a curated record. Bases 323 to 15736 code for a protein of 5137 amino acids. Lineage: Eukaryota; Metazoa; Arthropoda; Insecta; Lepidoptera; Pyralidae. Gene Ontology annotation, molecular function: ryanodine-sensitive calcium-release channel activity; protein binding. Gene Ontology annotation, cellular component: smooth endoplasmic reticulum; Z disc; calcium channel complex. The transcript has 114 exons. Gene Ontology annotation, biological process: release of sequestered calcium ion into cytosol by sarcoplasmic reticulum; striated muscle contraction; intracellular calcium ion homeostasis.
AUUCUAAAUUCAAGUCCGGGCUGCUCGGGCGCCGGACUUAUUCGAAAAUCUUUGAAUUUUUGAAAUCCGAACCCCCGAUUCCGACUGGAAAGGCCACCUAUAGAAAAUAAAUAAAUAAAUAAGUACAAUUUGUGUGUAACUCAUACGGAGUCUGGACAAAAUUGAUUUGAUUCCGUUGUGUGUAGUGAAAAUGUGUGAACAGUGUGUCCAGCGCUAAAUUUUUUUUACGGAUUUUUCGUGCGUUCAAUGCGCAUGUGUUAUGCAUUUGAAGAGGACCAGUAAUGUGUUAGGAGACUACAGAAAUUGAUAAAACUCGGACAUAAUGGCGGAAGCGGAAGGAGGAGCGAGCGAGCAAGAUGAUGUUUCAUUUUUGCGUACGGAAGACAUGGUGUGCCUGUCGUGCACGGCGACGGGCGAGCGUGUCUGCCUUGCUGCUGAGGGCUUCGGCAACCGACACUGCUUCCUGGAGAAUAUAGCUGAUAAGAACAUACCACCCGAUCUGUCUCAGUGCGUGUUUGUCAUUGAACAGGCGCUGUCGGUGAGAGCUCUCCAAGAAUUGGUGACGGCUGCCGGUUCCGAAACUGGUAAGGGUACUGGUUCUGGUCACAGGACUUUGUUAUACGGCAAUGCCAUAUUGUUGCGACAUCUCAACAGUGACAUGUACCUUGCAUGUCUAUCCACGUCAUCGUCUCAAGAUAAGCUGGCCUUCGAUGUGGGUCUUCAAGAGCAUUCCCAAGGAGAGGCCUGUUGGUGGACUCUGCACCCCGCCAGUAAACAAAGGUCUGAGGGUGAAAAAGUGCGAGUUGGUGAUGACCUGAUUCUGGUGUCAGUAGCUACCGAGAGAUAUUUGCACACAACAAAAGAAAACGAAGUAUCGAUUGUAAACGCGUCGUUCCACGUGACUCAUUGGUCGGUGCAGCCGUACGGAACAGGUAUCUCGCGCAUGAAGUACGUGGGCUACGUAUUUGGGGGGGACGUGCUUAGAUUCUUCCACGGAGGAGACGAGUGCCUCACCAUACCCAGCACGUGGACUAAAGAAGGGGGGUUGAACAUCGUGGUGUACGAAGGCGGGUCAGUGAUGUCGCAGGCGCGCUCGCUGUGGCGGCUAGAGCUGGCCCGCACGAAGUGGGCGGGCGGGUUCAUCAACUGGUACCACCCCAUGAGGAUCCGGCACAUCACCACCGGCCGGUAUCUGGGGGUCAAUGACCAGAACGAGCUCUAUUUGGUCAGCAGAGAGGAGGCCACAACAGCAUCAUGCGCCUUCUGUCUCCGACAAGAGAAAGACGACCAGAAAGUGGUGCUUGAAGAUAAGGACCUCGAAGUAAUUGGAGCGCCCAUCAUCAAGUACGGCGAUUCAACUGUCAUCGUGCAGCAUUCAGAGACUGGGCUGUGGCUCUCUUAUAAGUCAUACGAGACAAAGAAGAAAGGCGUUGGCAAGGUGGAAGAGAAGCAGGCAAUACUCCACGAGGAAGGCAAGAUGGACGACGGACUGGACUUCUCAAGGUCGCAGGAAGAAGAGUCCAGAACCGCCCGAGUUAUUAGAAAAUGUUCUUCUCUCUUCACCAAGUUUAUCAACGGCCUUGAAACCCUGCAAGAGAACCGUCGCCACUCCAUGUUCUUCGCGUCGGUCAACCUGGGCGAGAUGGUCAUGUGUCUGGAGGAUCUGAUCAACUACUUCGCACAGCCUGACGAAGAUAUGGAACACGAAGAGAAACAGAACAAAUUCCGCGCGCUCCGCAACCGCCAAGACUUGUUCCAAGAGGAAGGCAUUCUGAAUCUCAUUCUAGAAGCCAUAGACAAGAUCAACGUCAUCACCUCCCAGGGUUUCCUCGCCGGAUUCUUGGCGGGGGACGAGUCUGGACAAAGUUGGGAAAUGAUUUCUGGAUAUCUAUAUCAACUGCUUGCGGCCAUAAUCAAAGGCAACCACACGAACUGCGCUCAGUUCGCGAACUCCAACCGCCUGAACUGGCUGUUCUCCCGCCUCGGGUCGCAGGCGUCGGGCGAGGGCACCGGCAUGCUGGACGUGCUGCACUGCGUGCUCAUCGACUCGCCUGAGGCGCUCAACAUGAUGCGGGACGAACACAUAAAAGUCAUCAUUUCCCUCUUAGAAAAGCACGGUCGAGACCCGAAAGUCCUAGACGUACUGUGUUCUCUUUGCGUCGGUAAUGGAGUGGCUGUGAGGUCCUCACAGAAUAACAUCUGCGAUUAUUUGUUACCUGGGAAGAAUUUGUUGCUACAGACACAAUUAGUUGAUCACGUGUCCAGUGUUCGGCCAAACAUCUUCGUGGGCCGCGUGGAAGGGUCCGCGGUGUACCAGAAAUGGUACUUCGAAGUGACCAUGGACCACAUCGAGAGGACCACGCACAUGAUGCCGCAUCUCCGCAUCGGAUGGGCCAACACUACCGGGUAUGUCCCAUACCCCGGUGGCGGUGAGAAGUGGGGGGGUAACGGAGUGGGGGAUGACCUGUACUCGUUCGGGUUCGAUGGCACUUACCUUUGGGCUGGGGGGAGGAAAACUGUAGUCCACGCGGCCGGCGCGUUGCACACUGAAGAGCCUUAUAUCCGAAAAAGUGACGUAAUCGGCUGCGCCUUAGACCUGACAGUGCCAAUCAUCAACUUUAUGUUUAAUGGCGUCCGGGUGACAGGGUCCUUCACCAACUUCAACCUGGAGGGCAUGUUCUUCCCCGUUAUCAGCUGCUCCAGCAAGCUGAGUUGUCGUUUCCUUCUCGGCGGCGAACACGGCCGCCUGCGCUACGCAGCACCAGAAGGAUAUUCCCCGCUGGUGGAGUCAUUACUCCCGCAACAAGUACUGAACCUGGAACCAUGCUUCUACUUCGGCAACCUCGCGAAACGAGCCUUAGCCGGGCCGCCAUUGGUUCAAGACGAUACGGCGUUUGUGCCAACGCCUGUUGACACUGUUUCUAUUACGCUGCCGACUUAUGUUGAGCAGAUUCGUGACAAAUUGGCCGAGAAUAUUCAUGAAAUGUGGGCCAUGAAUAAGAUCGAAGCAGGAUGGAUGUACGGCGAUCAACGUGAGGAUUUGCAUAAGAUUCACCCGUGUCUAGUGCCGUUUGAACGUUUGCCACCCGCGGAGAAAAGAUACGAUAUUCAGCUGGCUGUACAAACACUUAAAACUAUCUUGGCACUUGGUUACUACAUCAGCUUGGAUAAACCACCAGCACGUAUUCGUAACGUCCGUCUACCCAAUGAGCCCUUUAUGCAAUCGAACGGUUACAAGCCAGCACCAUUGGACUUGAGUGCUGUUACCCUAACACCGAAAAUGGACGAGUUGGUCGAUCAGUUGGCGGAGAACACACACAACUUGUGGGCGAGGGAGCGCAUUCAGCAAGGAUGGACUUACGGUUUGAAUGAGGAUCCCGAUAUGCACAGAUCUCCCCACCUAGUUCCGUACCCGAAGGUGGACGAGGCUAUAAAGAAGGCCAACAGGGACACAGCGUCCGAGACUGUUAGGACCCUCCUGGUUUAUGGAUACAAUCUGGAUCCGCCCACUGGCGAGCAGCAUGAAGCAUUACUAGCCGAAGCGUCGAAGCAAAAGCAAGCUGACUUCAGAACUUACCGCGCGGAGAAAAAUUACGCCGUCAGCUCGGGGAAGUGGUACUUCGAGUUCGAGAUACUCACCGCUGGUCCCAUGAGAGUCGGCUGGGCGCACGCUGACAUGGCGCCUGGUAUGAUGCUCGGACAAGACGAAAACUCUUGGGCAUUCGACGGUUACAAUGAGGAAAAGGUGUACAGCGGUAGUUCGGAAUCUUUCGGCAAGCAAUGGGCCGUUGGCGAUGUUGUGGGCGUAUUCCUCGAUCUGAUAGAUAAGACGAUAAGUUUCUCUCUAAACGGGGAGCUGCUUAUGGACGCUCUAGGCGGGGAGACAACCUUCGCGGAUGUCCAAGGAGACAACUUCGUACCAGCCUGCACGUUAGGCGUGGGACAGAAGGCUAGACUCACGUACGGUCAAGAUGUCAACACUCUGAAAUAUUUCACCACAUGUGGUCUGCAAGAAGGCUACGAACCAUUCUGCGUCAACAUGAAGCGUGACGUCACCCAUUGGUACACGAAGGACCAGCCAAUCUUCGAGAACACAGACGAAAUGGCCGAUACCAGAAUUGACGUUACUAGGAUCCCCGCUGGCUCAGACACGCCGCCAUGUUUGAAGAUAUCUCACAACACAUUCGAGACCAUGGAGAAGGCCAAUUGGGAGUUCCUCCGUCUGUCCUUACCUGUCAUCUGUCAUCAGGAGUUUAUUGACGAAGCAGAGAAGGCCCGUCGUUGGGUAGAGAUCAAAGAUCGACAACAAAUUCUGAUGAAGGAGGCGACCGAGGCUCAAAUGCCAGCGCAUAUUGACCAAAUCAUGCGCAGUGGGUUCACUAUGAAUGACAUCAAAGGUCUCCACUACGAAGAGAACGAAGAAGUCCCCAGCUCAAAGAUGAAGAGGCAACCGUCCAGACCUCCGAGGAAGGGGUCAAUGACCAGAGGCGUCACUAUACAAAAUUAUAAUUUGCAGCCAGGUCAAGUGAACGGUAUGCAUCGUUCCACCAGUGAGGCGGAAAUGUCCAAAUACGAAUUGGGAGUGCAAAACCUACCUGAUGAUAAGAAAGACAAGAGGGGGAAGUCUCCUUUCAAAUUCUUCAAGAGCAAACGCGGCGAGAGUGGUGACAGGUCCAAAUCUCGCAAAUCCAAAACACCUGAUCCAUUUAGCGACACGGAAGUUUCUCCAGACAGGGGCAUGAGAAGACCUAACCCACAAAUCAGAGUCUCACAGGCGAAUCAAAGAUAUAACGACAUGCAACCGAGAGUUAGCAAGCCAAAUCUUUACGAGUAUGACAGUCAGAAUGGUUUGAACACGAACCUAACUAUGCAGACGCCGACACAAGACCGUAAACAAAUGACGACCAACACGCUAGCCGCCGCCACAACAGAGACCGUCGGCAAUGAGAUAUUCGACGCUGAAUGCUUGAAACUCAUCAACGAAUACUUUUACGGUGUCAGGAUUUUCCCCGGUCAAGACCCGACGCACGUGUACAUAGGAUGGGUGACCACACAAUACCAUCUUCACUCCAAGGACUUCAACCAGAAUAAAGUUAUGAAGUCAUCAGUCAUUAUCACCGAUGAUUACGAUAGAGUUAUUGAGAGUGUGAAUCGCCAAUCAUGCUACAUGGUUCGUGCCGACGAGCUGUACAAUGAAGUGAUGGCCGAAGCGACUGGUAAAGGAGCUUCGCAGGGCAUGUUCAUUGGUUGUUCUGUGGAUACUUCAACUGGCACAGUGACUUUUACCUGUGAGGGGAAGGAUACUAGCAUUAAAUUCAAGAUGGAGCCAGAAACUAAAUUGUUCCCGGCGAUAUUCGUCGAAGCUACUUCUAAGGAAAUACUGCAAAUAGAAUUAGGUCGUUCUCCCACCAGCUUACCUUUGAGCGCUGCGGUACUACCAACCAGCGACAAACACGUCAUACCACAGUUCCCGCCAAGAUUGAAAGUGCAGUGUUUGAAACCCCACCAGUGGGCCAGGGUGCCCAAUCAAUCUCUGCAAGUUCAUGCGCUGAAACUAUCCGACAUCAGAGGGUGGUCCAUGCUUUGUGAGGACGCCGUAUCCAUGCUGGCCUUACAUAUACCAGAGGAGGACCGUUGCAUAGACAUUUUGGAAUUGAUCGAAAUGGACAAGUUGCUCAGUUUCCAUUCUCACACACUCACUUUAUAUGCUGCGUUAUGUUACCAAAGCAAUUAUAGAGCGGCUCACGCGUUAUGCCAGCACGUGGACCAAAAACAGUUAUUAUACGCGAUACAAUCGCAAUAUAUGUCCGGUCCGCUCCGGCAAGGAUUCUACGAUCUACUGAUAGCAUUACAUCUAGAAUCUCACGCCACCACCAUGGAAACAUGCAAGAACGAGUUCGUUAUACCCCUGGGCCCGGAGCUGAAGUCCCUAUACGAGGACCCCGAGAUGCAACACAGCUUGAGAUCGUUGCAGACCGAGAGUGUGAGGCCGCAGAUGAAGAUGACAGAUAUCGCUGAGAGCAUAACAGAGAUCAGCAACCUGUACUCCCCAUACUUCCCGCUGGAAGUUGUCCGCGAGUUCGUCAUGCAGGCGUUGGCCGAAGCCGUGGAGACCAAUCAGGUCCACAACCGGGACCCUGUGGGGGGCAGCAAUGAGAACCUAUUCCUCCCGCUGAUCAAACUCGUUGACCGGCUGCUGCUGGUGGGCAUGAUGAGAGAUGAAGACGUGGAGAAACUGCUCAUCAUGACCAACCCGGAGACCUGGGACCCCACCUUUGAUAAAGAGGGCAAAGACGAGCAUCGAAAGGGUUUACUCCACAUGAAAAUGGCGGAAGGCGCGAAACUACAAAUGUGCUAUCUUCUACAACAUCUCAACGACAUCCAGCUGAGACACAGGGUGGAAGCCAUCAUUGCUUUCGCUCACGAUUUCGUCGGCGACCUACAGACUGAUCAGUUGAGACGUUACAUAGAAAUCAAACAGUCGGACUUACCCAGCGCGGUCGCCGCCAAAAAGACGAGGGAAUACCGUUGUCCACCCAGGGAGCAAAUGAACGCUAUUCUCAGUUUCAAGCACAUGGAAGAAUCGGAAGACAAGGAGAACUGGCCGUGCGGAGAAGACCUCAUCCUGAGGAUGAACGACUUCCACUGCGGCCUCAUGUCGCACGUGUCUCUCACGGCGCUACAGGAGCCCGACGGAGACGAGUCAGCUGAGCCCGAAGCAAAGCCGGGUGCAUUCGGGAAGAUAUACAACAUUAUAAACACCGUCAAAGAACUGGAGGAAGAGCCCAAAGCUAUAGAAGAACCCCCGAGGAAAACACCUGAAGAGAAAUUCCGAAAAGUACUGAUUCAGACGAUAGUCACUUGGGCCGAGGAGUCACAGAUCGAAACUCCUAAACUUGUCCGCGAGAUGUUCAGUCUCCUAGUCCGCCAAUACGACGCCAUAGGGGAGCUGAUUCGUGCCCUAGAGAAGACAUACGUCAUCAACGCUAAGACAAAACUGGAUGUGGCCGAAAUGUGGGUCGGACUGAGUCAGAUCAGAGCCUUGCUGCCCGUGCAGAUGAGUCAGGAAGAGGAGGAGUUGAUGAGGAAGAGAUUGUGGAAACUCGUCAACAACCAUACAUUCUUCCAGCAUCCCGAUCUGAUUCGAGUCCUCCGCGUGCACGAGAACGUGAUGGCGGUGAUGAUGAACACGCUCGGGCGGCGUGCGCAGGCGCAGUGUGACGCCGCGCCCGCCGGCCCGCCCGCCGCCGUGGACAAGGAGAAGGAUACAUCCCACGAAAUGGUAGUGGCUUGUUGUCGCUUCCUCUGCUACUUCUGUCGCACGGGAAGACAGAAUCAAAAGGCAAUGUUCGACCAUUUCGACUUCCUGUUGGAAAACUCUAACAUUCUACUCUCUCGGCCUUCGUUGAGAGGAUCUACGCCACUAGAUGUCGCCUAUUCUAGUCUCAUGGAGAACACUGAAUUGGCUUUGGCUUUGAGGGAACACUAUUUGGAAAAGAUAGCAGUGUACCUCUCCCGUUGUGGUCUCCAAAGCAACUCGGAGCUGGUGGAGAAGGGGUAUCCUGACCUGGGCUGGGACCCCGUGGAAGGUGAAAGAUAUUUGGACUUCCUGAGGUUCUGUGUUUGGGUAAACGGCGAGAGCGUCGAAGAGAACGCCAACUUAGUAAUCCGUCUGUUGAUCCGAAGACCAGAGUGCCUCGGGCCGGCGCUGAGGGGGGAGGGGGAGGGGCUGCUCAAGGCGAUCGUGGAUGCCAACAAGAUGAGCGAGAGGAUCGCCGACAGGAGGAAACUGAGGGAGAUGGAGCAACAGGGUGAUGUUAACUUCAGUCACCCCUUGCCGGAAUCCGAUGACGAUGAAGACUACAUCGACACCGGAGCAGCUAUAUUGAAUUUCUAUUGUACUCUCGUCGAUCUGCUUGGACGAUGCGCGCCUGACGCCGCUGUUAUUGCCCUUGGCAAGAACGAGUCGCUCCGAGCGCGCGCCAUCUUGCGGUCUCUAGUACCACUGGAGGACCUACAGGGGGUCCUCAGUUUGAGGUUCACGCUCAACAACCCCGCAGCUGGCGAGGAGAGGCCCAAGUCUGAUAUGCCCUCGGGCCUAAUCCCCGGUCACAAGCAAAGCGUGGGUCUGUUUCUGGAGAGAGUGUACGGUAUCGAAACACAGGAGUUGUUCUACAGAUUGCUCGAAGAAGCCUUCCUGCCUGAUUUGAGAGCGGCCACUAUGCUUGACAGGAAUGACGGCUGUGAGUCGGACAUGGCUUUGUCUAUGAACCGCUACAUCGGCAACUCUAUCUUGCCUCUGCUCAUCAAACAUGCAAACUUCUAUAAUGAGGCAGAAAACUAUGCCAGCCUUCUCGAUGCCACUCUACAUACUGUCUAUAGGCUUUCGAAAAACCGCAUGUUGACCAAAGGCCAAAGGGAAGCAGUUUCCGAUUUCCUCGUCGCGCUGACAUCAGCCAUGCAACCCUCUAUGUUGUUAAAAUUGUUAAGGAAACUCACUGUUGACGUGUCCCGAUUGUCCGAGUACACUACUGUGGCUUUGAGGCUCCUCACUCUCCACUACGAACGUUGUGCCAAAUACUACGGCAGUACUUCAGGACAAGGGAUCUACGGCGCUUCGUCCGACGAAGAGAAACGAUUGACCAUGAUGUUGUUCUCAAACAUAUUCGAUUCCUUGAGCAAGAUGGACUACGAACCAGAACUGUUUGGGAAGGCCUUGCCUUGCCUUAUCGCUAUAGGAUGUGCGUUGCCUCCAGAUUAUUCUCUAUCGAAGAACUACGAUGACGAGUUUUAUGGAAAAGAAAACCAAUGUACAGGUGGUCCAGACAAUCCCCAAUACGACCCACAGCCCAUCAACACAUCGUCUGUAGCCCUCAACAACGACCUAAACACUAUCGUGCAGAAGUUCUCGGAACAUUAUCACGACGCGUGGGCUUCCAGGAAAAUCGAGUUCGGAUGGGUGUACGGUGAAUCUUGGUCUGACAGUCAAAAGUCGCAUCCCAGGCUCAAACCUUACAAUAUGCUGAAUGAUUAUGAAAAGGAACGUUACAAGGAGCCAGUCCGGGAGUCUCUAAAGGCUCUGCUGGCCAUCGGCUGGUCCGUGGAGCACUCGGAGGUUGACGUGCCCACCACCAACCGCAGCUCCAUGCGGCGACAGUCCAAAUCUCGCGCCCCUGAAGUUGUGACUGACUCUGCGACACCCUUCAACUACAACCCACAUCCAGUGGACAUGACCAACCUGACACUCUCCCGCGAGAUGCAAAACAUGGCCGAGCGGUUGGCUGAAAACGCCCAUGAUAUUUGGGCUAAGAAGAAGAAGGAAGAAUUACUAACCAAUGGAGGUGGCAUUCAUCCCCAACUAGUGCCAUACGACCUCUUAACCGACAAAGAGAAGAAGAAGGAUCGAGAACGUUCUCAAGAAUUUCUCAAAUAUCUCCAAUACCAGGGCUACAAACUGCACAGGCCCAGCAAAGCGACCCAGAGUGACACGGAACAGACCACUACGGGCGUGGCAAUAGAGCUCAGAUUCGCUUACUCUUUGCUGGAGAAGUUGAUCCAGUAUAUAGAUAGAGCGACUAUCAAUAUGAAACUGUUGAAGCCGUCCACCACUUUCAGUAGAAGGACCAGUUUUAAAACUAGUACGAGAGAUAUUAAGUUCUUUUCUAAGGUGGUACUUCCCCUCAUGGAGAAGUACUUCUCGACCCAUCGUAACUACUUCAUAGCAGUGGCUACGGCGACCAAUAACGUGGGAGCGGCCAGUUUGAAAGAGAAGGAAAUGGUCGCCGCCUUGUUCUGUAAGCUGGCCAGUUUGUUGAGAUCCAGGUUGGCAGCAUUCGGUCCAGACGUGCGCAUAACAGUCCGCUGUCUCCAAGUGCUGGUGAAGGGCAUCGACGCCAAAUCCCUGGUGAAGAACUGCCCGGAGUUCAUCCGCACCUCAAUGCUGACGUUCUUCAACAACGUCGCUGACGACCUCGGACACACUAUUCUCAAUUUACAGGAGGGUAAAUACGCGCACCUGCGAGGCACACAUCUGAAGACGUCGACAUCACUGGGAUACAUCAACGGAGUGCUACUACCAAUACUCACGGCCAAGUUCGACCAUCUGGCCAAUUGCGAGUAUGGCGCAGAUCUGCUACUGGACGAAAUCCAAGUGGCUUCAUACAAGAUGCUGGGUUCGCUGUAUGCUCUCGGCACCGACGCGGCUCUUACACACGAGAGGAAAUAUCUGAAGACGGAAAUUGAGAGGAAUAAACCGGCUUUGGGUUCCUGCCUCGGCGCGUUCAGUUCCACGUUCCCUGUGGCGUUCUUGGAGCCACAUCUGAACAAACACAAUCAGUUCUCAUUGCUGAACAGGAUUGCUGAUCAUUCCUUGGAGGCCCAAGAUAUAAUGGCAAAAAUGGAACAGUCUAUGCCCACCCUGGAGACUAUAUUAGGCGAGGUGGACCAGUUCGUGGAAUCGGAUAAGACGUACAGCGAAGCACCCCACAUCAUCGACGUGGUGUUGCCCUUACUCUGCUCUUACUUGCCCUUCUGGUGGGCGCAGGGGCCGGACAACGUUACCCCUACUGCUGGUAACCACGUAACAAUGGUGACAGCGGAACACAUGAACCAGCUUCUAAAAAACGUCCUCAAGUUGAUCAAGAAAAACAUCGGCAACGAAAAUGCGCCGUGGAUGACCCGAAUCGCAACAUACACACAGCAGAUUAUCAUCAACAGCUCCGAGGAGCUGCUGAGAGACUCCUUUUUGCCUCUUGCUGAGAGAGUGAGAAAGAGAACCGAUACUAUGUUCCAUAAGGAGGAGAGCUUGAGAGGAUUUAUUAAGUCAUCAACGGACGACACCUCGCAAGUGGAGUCGCAAAUCCAGGAAGACUGGCAACUGUUGGUGCGAGACAUCUACUCAUUCUACCCGCUGCUUAUCAAGUACGUCGACCUGCAGAGAAAUCAUUGGCUGAGGAACAAUGUGCCAGAGGCGGAAGAAUUAUACAACCACGUGGCCGAGAUAUUCAACAUCUGGUCCAAGAGUCAGUACUUCCUCAAAGAGGAGCAGAACUUCAUAUCGGCAAACGAGAUCGACAACAUGGUGCUGAUCAUGCCGACUGCUACGAGAAGAGUGACCACAGUCGUCGAUGGGGCCCCACAGGGCGGUGGAAAGAAAAAGAAGAAACAUCGCGACAAGAAACGCGACAAAGACAAGGAAGUGCAAGCUUCGUUAAUGGUGGCCUGCCUCAAGAGGCUGUUGCCGGUCGGCCUCAACCUGUUCGCGGGCAGAGAACAGGAGCUGGUGCAGCAUUGCAAGGACAGGUUCCUCAAAAAAAUGUCGGAACAAGACGUGUCUGAAUUUGCCAAAACGCAACUCACUCUGCCCGACAAAAUCGACCCCGCGGACGAAAUGUCUUGGCAGCACUACUUGUACAGCAAGUUAGGUUCUAAAAGCAAGACGAACAUCACAGUGGAAACAGCAGAGAACAAAGCGAAGAUCAUAGACGAUACGGUGGAGAGGAUUGUGGCUAUGAGCAAAGUGCUUUUUGGAUUGCAUAUGAUCGACCACCCGCAACAAAUGAGUAAGAACGUAUACCGAUCCGUCGUCUCCAUUCAGAGGAAGAGAGCUGUCAUAGCUUGCUUCAGACAUCUACCCCUUCAUUCUCUGCCAAGGCAUCGAGCAUGCAAUAUAUUUUCAAGAACGUAUUACGAGUUGUGGCUUGAAGAAGAAAAUAUUGGGCAAGAGGUCAUGAUAGAAGAUUUGACGCAAUCGUUCGAAGACGCGGAGUUGAAAAAGAGUGAUGUGGUGGAAGAAGAAGGGAAACCUGACCCUCUCACACAACUGGUGACAACAUUUUGCCGAGGGGCCAUGACGGAGCGGUCCGGAGCAUUACAGGAAGAUCCGCUGUAUAUGUCGUACGCGCACAUAAUAGCAAAAUCUUGCGGCGAGGAAGAAGAGGAAGGCGGUGGUGAAGAAGAAGAGGGCGGCGGUGAAGGGGGAGGGGAAGGUGGGGAGGAUGAGGGCAGCACUAGUAUACACGAACAAGAAAUGGAGAAACAAAAGCUGCUGUUCCACCAAGCUCGGCUCGCGGACCGCGGCGUGGCUGAAAUGGUGCUGCUCCACAUAUCCGCGUCCAAGGGCGUGCCCAGUGAGAUGGUCAUGAAGACGCUGCAGCUCGGCAUUUCUAUAUUGAGGGGCGGCAACAUCGGCAUCCAGAUGGGUAUGCUUAACCACCUGAAGGACAAGAAAGACGUGGGCUUCUUCACGUCCAUCGCUGGACUCAUGAACUCUUGUUCCGUACUGGAUCUAGACGCGUUUGAGAGGAACACAAAGGCAGAAGGUCUGGGCGUGGGUCUAGAGGGCGCGGCCGGCGAGAAGAAUAUGCACGAUGCAGAGUUCACGUGCGCUCUGUUCAGAUUCAUACAACUCACCUGCGAGGGACACAACUUGGAAUGGCAGAAUUAUUUAAGAACUCAAGCUGGCAACACUACGACGGUAAACGUCGUCAUAUGCACCGUGGAUUAUCUGUUGAGACUCCAGGAGUCCAUCAUGGACUUCUACUGGCAUUACUCCAGCAAGGAGCUGAUCGACCCCGCGGGCAAAGCGAACUUCUUCAAGGCCAUAGAAGUAGCGUCCCAGGUGUUCAACACCCUCACUGAGGUCAUCCAGGGCCCCUGUACUCAGAACCAACAGGCUUUGGCGCAUUCCAGAUUGUGGGACGCUGUGGGCGGGUUCCUGUUCCUGUUCUCGCACAUGCAGGACAAGUUGUCGAAGCAUUCGUCCCAAGUGGACUUGCUCAAGGAGCUGCUGAAUUUGCAGAAAGACAUGAUUACUAUGAUGCUGUCCAUGUUGGAGGGUAACGUGGUCAACGGCACGAUCGGCAAGCAGAUGGUGGACACUCUAGUGGAAUCUGCGUCGAACGUAGAACUAAUCCUGAAAUACUUCGAUAUGUUCUUGAAGCUGAAAGACCUCACGUCCAGCGCUAGUUUCCAGGAGAUUGACGCGAACAGCGACGGCUGGGUGCUGCCCAAGGACUUCAAGGACAAGAUGGAGCAGCAGAAGAGUUACACUCCGGAAGAAAUAGAGUUCCUGCUGGCGUGCUGCGAGACGAACCACGACGGCAAGCUGGACUACGUGGGGUUCUGCGAGCGCUUCCACGAGCCCGCCAAGGAGAUCGGCUUCAACCUCGCCGUGCUGCUCACCAACCUCUCCGAGCACAUGCCCAACGAGCCCAGACUGGCCCGGUUCCUGGAGACGGCGGGGUCGGUGCUGAACUACUUCGAGCCGUUCCUGGGCCGCAUCGAGAUCAUGGGCGGCGCCAAGCGCAUCGAGCGCGUCUACUUCGAGAUCAAGGAGUCCAACAUCGAGCAGUGGGAGAAGCCGCAGAUCAAGGAGUCGAAGCGCGCGUUCUUCUACAGCAUAGUAACGGAGGGCGGGGACAAAGAGAAGCUGGAAGCGUUCGUGAACUUCUGCGAGGACGCCAUCUUCGAGAUGACGCACGCGUCCAGCCUCAUGGCUGCGUCCGAGGACAGCGGCGGCGGCGUCAAGAACAGGGAGGCGCGCUACAAUAUGUACAUGGGAGACGAUGAGGACGAAAAAGCUGACAAGAAUCCCUUCCGUCGCGGUUACCAAGCCAUCAAAGACGGCCUGUCCACGGCAUUCUCAUCCUUAUCACCAUCGAACAUAAAGGCGAAAAUGGCGGACCUCCAGCAAAUGCCGCCGGCCGAACUAGCGGUGGGCUUCUUCAAAAUGUUCUUCUACAUGUUCUACUAUUUGGGUUACGGUGUGUUGGUCGUCAUUAGGUACAUAUUUGGCGUACUCCUCGGCCUGAUGCGAGGUCCUCAGGUGGAGGAGGUGCCCCCCGAGCCCACUGAAGAGGAGAAAAUCGGUCAGUUGAGACACAGGUUGCUCGCGUCGCAAAGUCCGACGCGCCAUCUACCGGCGUUGCCGGCCGCGGACGAUACAGGACAGAUGCAAGUGCAAGCUUUCGGUCUGGACAUCACCAAAGAAGAGAGCGGACAAAUACAAGUGAAACCUCACGAGUCGCCCAGCACAUCGACUCCAUCUUCAGGCGAGGAGGCCGAAGUCUCUUUGGAUGAAGGCGCUGAGCAUGCUGAGGAACACAAACCACCUUCUCUUAUAGAUCUGCUGGGAGGAGAACAAGCCAAGAAACAAGCGCAGGAGCGUAUGGAGGCGCAAGCGGCGCAGCAAGCGGCGAUGUCCGCCAUCGAGGCUGAGAGCAAGAAGGCAGUGCAAGUCCCAGCCCCCACGGCCUUGUCGCAAGUGGACUUGUCCGUGUACACCCGCCGCUGCGUCUCCUUCCUCGCGCGUAACUUCUACAAUCUGAAGUAUGUCGCGCUUGUUCUGGCUUUCUGCAUCAACUUCGUGCUGCUCUUCUAUAAGGUAUCGACCCUGGACGAGGACGGUGACGGCGAGGGAUCAGGUUUAGGAGACAUUAUCGGCGGCUCCGGCUCUGGACAAGGGUCAGGCAGUGGCGACGGUGGCUCUGGCGAAUCGGGUGAAGUCGACGACGGAUUGGAAGUGGUUCACAUAGACGAGGAUUUCUUCUACAUGGAACACGUGAUCAAGGUGGCAGCCGUCCUGCACUCCAUAGUGUCGCUCGCCAUCUUGAUCGGGUAUUAUCAUCUAAAGGUCCCGCUAGCCAUCUUCAAGCGCGAGAAAGAGAUAGCAAGACGGCUAGAGUUCGACGGUCUCUACAUCGCGGAACAGCCGGAGGACGAUGACCUCAAGAGCCACUGGGACAAACUGGUUAUUUCUGCUAAGUCGUUUCCGGUGAACUACUGGGACAAGUUCGUGAAGAAGAAAGUUCGUGCCAAGUACUCUGAGACCUACGACUUUGACAGCAUUUCCAACAUGCUGGGCAUGGAGAAGACGUCGUUUUCUGCCCAAGAAGAGGAAGGGAGCAAAGGCCUUGUCCAUUACAUUCUGAACAUUGACUGGCGCUACCAAGUGUGGAAGGCGGGUGUGACGAUCACAGACAACUCAUUCCUCUACUCUCUGUGGUACUUCUCAUUCUCCGUCAUGGGGAACUUCAACAACUUCUUCUUCGCUGCACAUCUGCUAGAUGUCGCUGUUGGGUUCAAAACCCUGAGGACCAUUCUGCAGUCUGUCACGCACAACGGAAAACAGCUGGUCCUAACUGUAAUGUUGCUGACCAUCAUAGUGUAUAUCUACACGGUGAUCGCGUUCAAUUUCUUCAGAAAGUUCUACGUCCAGGAGGAGGACGAUGAGGUCAACAAGAACUGCCACGAUAUGUUGUCUUGUUUCGUGUUCAACUUGUACAAGGGAGUGCGCGCGGGCGGCGGCAUCGGCGACGAGCUGGAGCCUCCGGACGGCGACGACUCGGAAGUCUACCGCAUCAUCUUCGAUAUAUCCUUCUUCUUCUUCAUCAUCGUCAUCCUGCUCGCCAUCCUGCAGGGUCUGAUCAUCGACGCAUUCGGAGAGCUCCGCGACCAGCUUGAGUCCGUGAAGGAGGACAUGGAGUCCAACUGCUUCAUAUGCGGCAUCAACAAGGACUACUUCGAUAAGGUGCCGCACGGGUUCGACACGCACGUGCAGAGAGAACACAAUUUGGCGAACUACAUGUUCUUCCUCAUGCAUCUUAUCAAUAAACCCGAUACAGAGUACACAGGUCAGGAGACUUUUGUAUGGAACAUGUACACACAGCGGUGCUGGGACUUCUUCCCGGUGGGAGACUGCUUCAGGAAGCAAUACGAGGACCUCAUGGGAGAAUAGAUGCGGGUGAACUUCUAUGGAAAUUUCGGGAAUAACGGGAAAUUCGGGAAAAAGCAUUUUGUUUUUAUCUUUUUAGAUUCAAACUGUGUAAGUUUAGUUCAAAUGUGAAAUUAAAAAUGAUUACGUUUGUUGAUAUUGUUAUGUAUUUAGUACCCACGACAAAUAACGGAGUGAACAUUAUUGUAAUAUUUUUAUAAAUAAUUGUUAUUAAUUUGUAAAUCAGUACAAAAAUAUAUAAAUUUAAACUAAAAUAUAUGAAAAUUAAGUAUUGCUCAAGAUAUGAAUGCAAAUUGACACCGGAAUGUAAAAAAUCUCAAUUUGUAACGACGAAAUAGCACAUACCUACAUAUCUAGAUAUAAAGUAUUUGCUUAAACAUAAAUAAAAUACAAAAUAUUUUCCAAAUCAAUUUAUGAAUUCGAAUUUAGAAAACAAUAUAUUUUAUAGUAUACGUAGUAGUCUGUCAAUAAAGUGAAGAAGUGAAAGGAGGGCCCUGUCCCCUGUAGGCUAGCAACAUCGACCAAUCUCGACCAUUUGGUAUUCAUCAUGUCUAUUUGGUAUAAGGUAUAAAUCUCUGUUUGGUAUUUCAAAGGCAAAAAAUGUAAUUUGUUAAAUAGGGGUUAGUGCGGGUUAGCAUUUCACUUCUCACUAUCGAAUCUAUUCGAUGUGAGACGCAGCGAACCAAUGACAUUGCAGUGUGGUUGUCGUUGCGUCACUAUGGCGCAAUGUGAUUGGUUCGCUGUGUCUCGUUUCUAUGAAUCGAUUCUAUGGUGAGAAGUGCAAUGCUGAUCCGCAUUUCGCCCACACUUUUUAUUCACUUUCUUGACUGUGCAGACUUUCAUAAAAUUCGCACAAUAAUAAAAGCUUGUAUCAAAAAUAUUUUCAAAGAAACAAACACGAAAUUAUUUCGUAUUCGAGUAUUAAAUAUUUCAUAACAUAAAUAUCGUUGUCUCUGAACAAAUUAGGCAAAUUGUUAAUAUUUUCUUCGUAAUUUAAGUGGCCUUUCCAAGUAAACUUUUCUAUUUAAAUAUUUCGAUAUAGUUUAUGUAAGAUAAUAUGAAACGUUAAUAAAUUAAUUAGUUUA